Scomber scombrus (Atlantic mackerel) is the source of this 7353-nucleotide messenger RNA. It is a transcript of the gene npas2, whose product is annotated as neuronal PAS domain protein 2. Gene Ontology annotation, biological process: circadian regulation of gene expression; regulation of transcription by RNA polymerase II. NCBI's taxonomy places the organism in Eukaryota, Metazoa, Chordata, Actinopteri, Scombriformes, Scombridae. Gene Ontology annotation, cellular component: nucleus; CLOCK-BMAL transcription complex; cytoplasm. The coding region runs from base 448 to 3192 and encodes 914 amino acids. The record is from RefSeq and is a predicted model, not a curated record. The transcript has 21 exons. Gene Ontology annotation, molecular function: DNA-binding transcription factor activity, RNA polymerase II-specific; RNA polymerase II cis-regulatory region sequence-specific DNA binding; protein dimerization activity.
GGAGGAUGUGGAGUACCGUGCCUGGAAAAUACACGGACACUAGCCGCAACUAGCAAGUGAGCACGAACGGGGAAUUUAGUCGCGUGUAUGUUGAUAAAUUAGGACUGCCAAAAGCCGCAGACAGUUCACCGGCGAUUAAUAACAGCGCAUUAUUAACUUAGCGUUGUUAUGCAAUUUAACGCUUUCGGUGCUCUCUCUCAUGGUCAGUCGGGCGCUGGGAGUUGCGCUCAGCUGCUAUGCUGUAGUUAAAAAAAAAUGACUGGAUUGAUUAAAGUUAAGUGUCGAGCUUUAUUUCUACCGGAGACCCAUUUUCAAGGAUUUGACGUUUCUUUGGCGGAUUCGGAGAGGUGGUGGCUGUAGGUUUUUCCAAAAGAGUGUUCAGAUGAGGUCAGCGCGGAUGGGACUUAAAAGACUUCAGAAAGGGCCUGGUUGGGAAAGGGAGUGAGUAUGGACAACCUUUCUGACUUCAGUGGCCCCUGUCCGUCCUCCCGCAGGGAAUGGGACACCAACAGCUGUGCGGACGAUUUAAUGGAUGAAGAUGAGAAAGACAGGGCAAAAAGGGCAUCCCGUAACAAAUCGGAAAAGAAAAGAAGAGACCAAUUCAAUGUGCUCAUCAAGGAGCUAUGCACCAUGCUGCAGGGUCAGGGCCAUCCGCGCAAGAUGGACAAAUCCACCAUAUUGCAGAGAACUAUUGACUUCUUGCAGAAACAGAAAGAUAUCACUGCACAGAAUGAAACUUGUGACGUGAGACAAGACUGGAAACCUUCAUUCCUCAGUAAUGAGGAGUUCACUCAGCUAAUGCUGGAGGCCCUCGAUGGUUUCUUGGUAGCAUUAACAACAGAUGGAAACAUCAUAUAUGUAUCUGACAGUGUGUCUUCACUUAUGGGCCAUUUACCGUCAGAUAUGGUGGACCAAAAUAUCUUGAAUUUCCUCCCGGAGCGCGAACAUGGUGAGGUGUAUAAGCUGCUAUCAUCCCACAUGCUGAUGACUGACCCCAUUGCUGCUGACUUCCUUGACAGCGAGACACAUAUUGAAUUUUGCUGUCAUCUAGCCAGAGGUAACAUUGACCCAAAGGAACCGCCUGUAUACGAGUAUGUCAAGUUUGUUGGAGAUUUCAAGUUUCAUAACAAUGUGCCUACAUCUUCUUGUAACGGGCUUGAGUUGACGUUACCAAGAAGCCUGCAGUCAUCGCUUGAGGAGCAGGUCUGCCUCAUAGCUACUGUACGAUUAGUCACUCCACAGUUUCUAAAGGAUUUGUGUAAUGUGGACGAUCCCUGUGACGAAUUCACAUCCAGACACAGCCUUGAAUGGAAGUUCCUGUUUUUAGAUCACAGAGCUUCACCGAUCAUCGGCUAUUUACCCUUUGAGGUUCUUGGGACUUCUGGCUAUGAUUACUAUCAUGUGGAUGACCUGGAGCUUAUAGCUCAAUGUCAUAAGCAAUUAAUGCAGUUUGGAAAGGGUAAAUCCUGCUACUAUCGCUUUCUGACCAAAGGCCAGCAGUGGAUCUGGUUGCGGACGCACUACUACAUCACCUACCACCAGUGGAACUCCAAACCCGAGUUCAUCGUCUGUACUCACACUGUUGUCAGUUAUGCUGAAGUGCGAGCUGAAAGGAGGAGAGCAUUCGGCCUUGAGGAGUUGUCUCCACCUGAGAUAGCGCCCUCCUCUGUCAAGGUAAGCAUCAAGUACCCUCGUACAUUCAGUAUGUACCUUAUACAAAGUCAGUCUUUAUGUCACUUUGUUCUACGCCGCUCUGUGUUACAGGCUCAGGAGCUGUACUUGGACAUCUGCUCUACACUGGACCCUCCGCGGGACAGAAACAGCGGCGCACGUUCGGUAUCCUCCCACAGCUCCCGGAAAUCCUCCCACACAGCGCUGUCAGACUCUGCAUCAGCUAACUCCUACACUGAGGCCUGCACACCAUCAUGGCAGUCUGCGUCCAUGGGGACAGAGAAGACGGCUCCCAGACUCCAACCUAGUAGUUCUAAGAAUUUGGCACAAAGGCAAAAUUCCUUUGACCUCGUUCCCCAACUGAGCCUCCCCCUUUCUCCCACCUGCAGCAAGCACUCCGCAAUGCAACAGCAAACACAGCAGCAGCAGCAGCAGCAGCAGCAGCAACAGCAGCAGCAGUCUGUGUAUCAGCUGCAGCAGCCCCAGCUCGGUGUAAUGAACCAGCUGAAGGAACAGCUGGAGGAGAGGACGCGCAUUCUGCAAGCUGACAUUAAGACGCAGCAGCAGGAGCUGCACGACAUAAAGGAAAAGCUUCACCUCGCUAAUCUCCAGAUGUUAUUACAGCAGCCUAUCCACAAUGACUUGGGUCAGCCACAGCAGCCACAGCAGCCCCAGCAGCAGGGCCCAGGCCGACCUGUCCAGCAGAGCCAGUCAGGGGUCAUCAGGCAGCUCUCGGGCCACCCUAAACCACAGUCCUGUGGGGCCCACAGUGUGUCUCCUCACUCACUCCUGAGAGAGAACAGCUCACCCUCGACGCAGGUCCAGCAGAGGAUUGCACGGAGCAGCCAGGUGCAGUCAGUGAGUUUACCGGUGCAGACCAACACCAGUUUGACGAUGCCCUUCUACAGCAACCCCAUGAUGUUCUCUCAGACCAACACGAGGCCUCUGCAGGACGCAAACCAAAGACAUACAGACAGCGAGUUCAGCCAAGAUGGGCAACUACGCAUGCUCCUCAACCAGCCAAUGCAGACGCUGGUCCCCACUAGCAGUGUAACCUCACAAGCUUCCCAGUGCAACAUGGGAAUGUCCCAAACCAUAUACACCUUGGAGCAGCAGAUCAUCGCCCCGUCAUUCUCCAUGCAACAGGUCAACUGCAACGCCGUCCUCGUGCCCUCUCCAGUUUUCACAUCCCCCAUCAUGAUCCCUCACAACAGUUUCAUCACACACCAGUCCCAGUCGGCCUACCCCACUCAGCCUCAGGCUUCUCAGCACUCCCUGCAGCUACAGCAGCCCCAGCAGUUCUUUCAGAUGACUCAAGGACUCGUGCACAGCGGACCUACUCCAGCAUUCUUACACACCACUAAUGUCCCGCAGCAAGGCACUGUGGAAUACAUCCAGCAGCAGCCGCAAACACAGCAACUGCAGCAAGCGCAACAGCCUCAACAGCAGCAAAGACAAUACCAACAUUCCCAAAACCAGACUGGCAGCAUGUCAGACUUCCGAAAUAUGCUGACUCGGUAGCGCUGCGGACUGCGUCAGAGCGCUAAUAUCUCCCUCGGUGUUGUCGCCCGCGCAGGCGUCAGCACGCUGUGGCAUUUGGAAGUCAAAAAACGUUGACCUCGAGAUGUGCGGCGGAAACACUUGAAAGCAGGAAAAUUGCUUGUAGUGACCUUACGUUUGUGGUCUGUGCGUCAUUGGAGCGAAACCACAAACAGAGGCUGCACUGACCUGAUGUCACUGUCAGGAUCUGAGGAGACUCUGAUGUGCAGGACCUUCAUCACUGGGCCGCUGCACACUCAGUCGUCUUUCAGUAAAACUGUUGGGAAAAGUGGAUUAUCACAGCUCUCAACAAGACUUUGCUUUCAUCUUACAGAGAGAGUUUAUUUCUAAGUGUGUGUUUGCACUUUGGUAUCACCCCCCCCCCCCCCCCCACCACCACCACCACCAUACACACACCCCCACACACACCCAAAAGUAGAAUAUUUAUUUUUGCCUAUAAUUUAAUAUUCUAUUUUCCCUACUAAUAACAGCGUAUUAGUGAGAUUAUUUUCAAAUGUUUAGCUCGACACCCCUCCACAUCACAUCAUCACCUCAGUCUGAUUUUUAGCUCCACUGACAGUGAUUCCUUACCAAAAAGGGAUUUGUGUGUAUGCGUGUGUGUGUGCGAGUUCAGAUAUUGCUCCAGUUUUGUCCCAAAAACACAAUUUACUUGCAGGUAUGUUCAUAGCAAGUCACUAGGGAGGGGCUUUAAUGUGAACCAUCAUGACCACCAUAUCUAAAAUCAGGUUUGGGAAGAAUUUUGAUGUAAUACACGACACUGGGAAAUUGAGAGGGGGGGGUAUUCUCCAAUUAUUCGAAAACGUCUAUCUAGAUUUUUAAAGCCUCAAUCUGGGACUGAAGAAGGGCUGCUACAACUAUCCCACCACUUCUCACUGAGAGUGAAGACAAAGCUCCGAAGCCACAACUGUAGGUGGCUCUGAUGAGCUCUGCAGCAUGAGUCCUUCAGAGGGAGGAAAACAAAUUGUGCCUUUAACCAUGAGACAGUUGGUCCAUGGUGCGGUUUGAUGGUUGUGUCUGAUUACGGCUUUAAAAAUCCAGCUCAGGUCCAUUUGGAAUACAAAAUUAUAUUUUCAUAGGUCAUAAGUUAUUAUUUUCCGCAUCAGAUCUAGAUUUGUAUCGGAUAUAUUACAAAUACAUAUUGGAUGCCUUUACAUGUACAAUCAGUAAAGUCCAAAACACUUUUUGAACUCCGUAAUGAUUUAGAGAUACAAGAUGCAUUCAUCUAAUUGCUCAAACCAUAAGGAAACCAUUUGUUUAUUUAUUACAUAUGUAUUUUAAACAAUAUAUGGGAUUAAGAAAUUAGUUUUAUAUACAAAAGAGUAGAGUUUAUGUGCUCACUUAGACAUUGAAAGGUGAACACUGGUCUUGACGUCUUAGCUCUCCUGGGUUCAGGGUUUAAAGGAAGCUGUUCUCACAAGAACAGCACAUCAGUUGUUGGCCACCUCGGAUCUGUAUGUGGCUCAUUGUUGUUUUUCCCACCACAACACAACAAACUGCUGCAGAAGGGCAGGCGGGGCGUGCUGGUUUGAAUAUCUUGGAAAGAGUGAGAAAUAAUUUGAUAAAGACUGCCUGCGACGUGGGCGUUUCUAAACAGUAUUGGCCUGUUUAUUCUAGUCCAGUCAGUCAUUUAUCUUGUGUAUUUGGCCAUCUGAGAAGUCACAACAUGUGUGCUCCAACCACUAAGACCAAUAAGUAAUAAUUUACCCUGAAAUGACACAGCAGUAAGCUGCAUUGUGUUGUGUUAAAUAUACAGCUGCAGUGAUGAAGAAAACACUGGAUUCUUCAUAUAUCUGAAGGUUAUUUGCAGUCGAUCAUGUCCAAUGUUAAAAUCACUUCUUAUACAUUGUGUAUGACAAUCCUUUCAGUCCAUCAGAUAGUUUUAUUACAGUCUAGUAAAAGACUACAACUACUUUAACUCGUAUUACGGCACUUAAUCAAACAGUCAUUUCCAAACAAAUAUAAAGCAGACUUUAUAUAUUUGUUGUGUAAAAUAAUAACAGAGAGGUUUUCUGCAGCUGGAUUUGAACACUAUAAAGCAAGGACACGUGCUAAAGAACAUACAGUACAUGGUUGAAGACAAUGAGACAGACAUCUUGCAACAGUAAUGCACGCACUGUUCAGUCACUGCCAGCACCAGAGUCACAGAUUGUAUGACUUUAUCAUUUUAAAUCUUUACUUUUGUCUCCUGGGUUACAUAGUUGUACAUGGGUAUCUCAGCACUAUUUGGCAUUACCUGAAAUUCUCACGGUGCUUCUUCUUGUGCUACACUUUAUAAAAAGCAGCCCUUCGUGCUCCAUGUAACAGUUUGGUCUUAAAGUCACAGCUACCUUUACGUUAGUCCAUCAUAGAUCCCUUUUUAAGACGGGUGCUGUUCAUACCGGACGACGAGACUCAAAUGUCAGAACACUCUCAGCAUGUAACGUUCAGUGCCGUUUUACACUUUACUAUGUGCAAUGUCAAUUUGAGAAGAAGAAUGUUAAUUUAUACAAUUUUAAAUGUUUCAGAGCAGAUGUAUACGAUGUAUAUAGACGUGUAUAAUAAGCCAUUGUACCAUGUAAAUUAUAUGUGGAAUAUGGAAGUAUUUUUUUAAUGAAAAUGUCCUAACAUUCCUUCAGACGUUGAUAUCAGCAGUAUCUUUUCUGAAGAUGCACAACAUGUCCACUGAAGACUAUUACAAUGACUACAGCUUGUACACAGGACUGUGUCUGCAUGGGAAUGUGGUGUAGAGUGUUAUUUUUCCUCCCAAAUAUGAGAUGAUAACAAAAUACAGAAACUCUGGACCAUGAUCAUGACAAAAGAAAUGAAAUCGUGUCCAGAAGUGAAGACACUGUGUGCUCACUGCUUAGUGAUAACAGCUGCAUCUUUAAAAGGUAAUUCAGCCAAAACUUUACUGCAAAAGGUCGUUUGUUUUAUGGGUUUCAGUUUUUUAGCUUCUACAAAAAAGUGCAAUUGUACAUCAUCAUCAAAAUGAUUUUUUUUUCCCAAUGGCUGAGGAAGUUUCAGCUUCAGUCCCUUUAUUCAUUUUUAUUUGGUGAAGAAACAUUAAAGUGACUGCCCAUAAACAUUCAGCCAGCAACUCAGAGGUGCCAUAGAUGACUAUAUUUUUCUUUUCCUUCAUCACUCACUCAUUACUCAGUAAUAUAAAAGUCACGUUUGUAGAAUAUCAAUCUUUCAGUCAAUUGCAGUGAAAUUCCACAUAAUGGUUGUUUUCCAUCAAACACAUCAUUCAGAGAAGAUUUCAAUCCAACGUCUGUCUACAAAACAGCUGUUAUUAUGUUAUUUGCCUUGUAAAGGUGGUUGAGGGAAAUUCUGCUUAAUUAUUUUGCUUUGGAAUUAAAAAAAAAAAAUCACCAAUCUCCGCCAGAUGAGAUGAUUUUUAGAGCUGUUCAGGUGUGUUUUGCAGUUAUUGUAAAUAAUCAAUUUUCUCACAUGGUACUGUUUUUCUUUGUAGUCGAGUUGAAACGCUCUCCAUCAGUAGUCACCGCACCUUUUUUGUUUUUCUCCUUUACUUUCAGUUUUCUUCUUCAUGGGUUUUUUUCUUUGAGUGUCAAUGUUUUUGAAGGUAUGUGAUCUUCAUCACAUUUAACUUGUACUUUUCUGAUUUGUAAAAUAAUGACUGACGCCUCGAGUGUGAGCUUGGGCGGUCACAUCAACACUUUCUGUGUAAGAUAAACCAGGACAUGAAAAAAACAAACCUGGUACACAGCCAUUUCUGCAGUUUCAGUGCAGAAACAAACCUUGAAUAUAUUGUAUAAUAGAAUGUAAAAAAAAAAAAGUUUAGCCUAUAUAGUUGUUUAUUUUAUAUGUCUAAUAGAUUAAAUAUGUAUGUUACAUGAUUUUAAAAUUAAAGUAAUUUUGUAACAGAUAAUGAAGUGUCUUAUUAGAGGAGGUGAAGCUUUUUUUGCGUUCAAGUUGGUGUUGCACAGUCACUUGUAUGGCUUGUUUUUUUUCUGUAUUUACCAUCAAAAUAAGCUUUAAAAAUAUUGUUAAUAUUGUUUUAAAAGAAAUUAACAAAUUAAGUUUACAUUCUAAAAUAUCUUGAUAUUAAUUAUGUUAUAUUGAAUUAUUUAUAAAUCAACAUGGAUAUUGUGAAAUAUUUGAAAAUAAAUAUUUUUAAACAUA